GCCAGAAAUAUUUUGGUGUUUUCAAAAUACAAAGUCAAGAUUUCUGAUUUUGGCUUGAGUCGAGCCUUAGGAGUUGGAAAAGACUAUUAUCAAACUAAUUUUAAUGUUAAUUUAAAAUUACCAAUAGCAUGGUGUGCUCCAGAGUGUAUAAGUUAUUUAAGGUUACAUCAGCCUCCGAUGUCUGGGCUUAUGCGGUUACACUCUGGGAAAUGUUCUCUUAUGGAUUUCAACCGUGGGCAGCACUCACUGGACAUCAGAUAUUACAAGCCAUCGAUGAACCAAAUUAUCAGCGUUUAGAGCAACCAGAAUGCUGCCCCAAAGAAUAUUACUCCCUGAUGAUGAAAUGCUGGCAGCACGACCCUCUCGACAGACCGAGUUUUGCAGAAAUUCUAUCCUAUUUACCAGAAUGCAAACCUGAAAGAGUCCAGGCUAUCGUAAACACUGUAUCUAACCUGAACGUGAACUGCAAUAUGGGGAUGCUUGGAGACAUGAAGAGCAAUCAGAACAGACUUCAGUAUCGGGCUGGGGAUAUUAUCACUGUCUUGGACAAAGUUACUCAUUCUCCGUUAUGGAGAGGUGUUCUGGACAGCAGUGGACGUGGAGGUCUUUUCGACCCUGCGACUACUGUCACAUAUGUAGGACCUUUGCCGAAUUCAGGAAAUCUUGCAUCUUCUGUGACCAGUGGCUCUGGUCAAGGAGGUAUCAGUCGGACUCCUCAAACUGGGAACAGGAAUAACAAUAAUGGAGCUUUUCAUAGGUAG
This is a messenger RNA of Ctenocephalides felis (cat flea), 761 nucleotides long. Its product is annotated as activated Cdc42 kinase-like. The transcript has 4 exons. The record is from RefSeq and is a predicted model, not a curated record. NCBI's taxonomy places the organism in Eukaryota, Metazoa, Arthropoda, Insecta, Siphonaptera, Pulicidae. Gene Ontology annotation, molecular function: protein binding; ATP binding; transmembrane receptor protein tyrosine kinase activity. The coding region runs from base 129 to 761 and encodes 210 amino acids. Gene Ontology annotation, biological process: positive regulation of kinase activity; cell surface receptor protein tyrosine kinase signaling pathway; multicellular organism development. Gene Ontology annotation, cellular component: signaling receptor complex.